Aureococcus anophagefferens is the source of this 1887-nucleotide messenger RNA. RefSeq lists its product as hypothetical. NCBI's taxonomy places the organism in Eukaryota, Pelagophyceae, Pelagomonadales, Pelagomonadaceae. Bases 1 to 1887 code for a protein of 628 amino acids. The transcript is spliced from 2 exons. The record is from RefSeq and is a predicted model, not a curated record.
AUGGACCUCUGCUGCGGGCGGGACCUCUUCACGGAGCGCGCGACCCUGGAGACGGCCCUCCUGACGAAGGAGAAGCUGAAGCGCUACGAGGAGCUCCGGGGCGACUGGUUCCGCUUCUCCCUCGUCUUCGGCGUGGUCCACGGCUGCACGGUGACGCAGCUCUCCUACGCGUCGACGCUCCAGGGCGCGCGCCUCGCGAACAUCUCGCUGGCGACGCUCUACUUCUGCUACACGGUGUCGGCCCUCUGCCUCGCCGACGACUUCGUGCGCAAGGAGGGCCCGCUCCGGUCCGUGCUCGCCGGGCUGGCGAGCUACCUCGCGCUGGGCCUCAGCUACGCGCUCUACGCGGCGGCCCCGGGCUGGUUCACGUCGGCCUUCGUCGUCGCCUGCGCCGUCGUCGCCGGCGCCGGCGGCGGCCUCAUCUGGGUCGCCCAGUCGACGCACUUUGCGCGGACGGCCUACGACGCGGGAGGACCCGCGCCCAUCGCGUUCGCGUCGUCCUUCGCGUUCUGGUACAUCACGCUCGAGGGCGUCAUCAAGCUGACCAUCGCCUGCAUUCUCGUUGCCUACGCCAACCUGUGGGUGGCGAUUUCCGUGAUCUUCCUGCUGUCUUUCUCGGCGUACGCGGUGCUCUACCUGUUCCCGGAGCGCUGCGGCUUCGAGGUCGACGCGGCGGCGCCGCCGCGGCGGCUGCGCGACUUCGCGCACACCUGCGCGGCCGUGGACUUUGAGGCGCUGACGGCCGUCGCGCGCGCGCACGCGGCGGACCGGCGCAUCCCGCUCCUCUCGCCGCAGUGGCUCGCGUUCGGCUUCUCGUCGUCCGUCUUCACGUCCUGGUUCUGCGGCAAGGUCUCGGAGAAGCGCGACGAGGCCGUCGUCGGCUUCGCGUCGGCGACGCUGUCCUUCGUCGCCGGCGCGGCGUCGCCGCUCCUCGGCCGCCUCGCGUCGUCCGUCGGCCGCGGCGCGCCCGUCGCCGUCGCCGUCGCGGGCUACGGCGCGCUCUGCGGCCUCAUGCUCGGCUGCGGGUCCAUCGACGGCAUCACGUCCUGGGGCACGGUCUGGGUCUACGCGGGGCUCCAGGGCGUCGCGCGGUCCGCGUUCGAGGGCACGGCGAAGAUGAUCGUCGUCGAGCAGUUCAAGGGCAACGCGACGCAGCUGACGAACCGCGCCAUGGCCUCCGUCUACUUCCACAUGGGCGUGUCGUCCAUGGUCACGUUCCUCUGCUUGGAGGUCGCGCAGUUCGGCGGGCUCGCGCUGACGUUCGGCGGCUUCGCGGCCGCCGCGCUCUGCUCGAACGGCGACGAGGACGCGGCGCGCGCGCCGCCGCUGAGCUGCCUCCGGAAGAACAGGAACCACGCGCGCGUCGUCGACACGCCGUGCGGGUCCGGCCUCGCGCGCCUCGCGGAGCUCCGCCGCGCGGGGCGCCGCCAGCCGGGGUCCCGCGCGGCGAAGCGCGCCGCGACCCUCGAGCAGCGCGAGGCCGACGACCGGCGCGCGCGGAUCCGCGCGAUCUUGGACGCUAUGCCGAAAGCGGAGAACGGCGGCAUCGCCGACGAGCACGCGCGCCUCGUGGCCGCGGCCCACAUGGCCGACAAGGAGGCCCGGGACACGCAGGCCUACCUCGAGCGCUACCCGGCGGGCCACGCGCAGCUGCCCGAGGGCACGCACGUCAAGGCGACGAAAGUCGGUGGCGCGCGGAACCCGUCCUCGGCCGGGCCCCGGAGCCCGGCCCGGCGCCGGCGCCCCGCGCCCGUCGGCGGCGCGCCGGAGGCCGUCGCGCCGCCGCCGCUCGCGGAGGCCGCGCCGCCGCCGCUCGCGGCCCCGCCGGAGACGCGGCGACGGCGGCCGCGGAAGCGGAAGGACGCGCUCGCCAUGGUCGGCAUCUAG